AUGGCGGAGCCCACGCUUCGCAAGCGCUCUCGCGCGGCCUGCCUGUCAUGCCAAUCGCGCAAACGAAAAUGCUCAGGCGACCAGCCAUGCACCACCUGCGUUCAGUCCCGCAUACCAUGUCAAUUCAGCGCUGCUCCCCGCAAAAAGCGCUCUCGGGCUAGUAGCGUCCCUCAGAACAUUGGAAGUGUUCCUGCGUCUGCGCCGGUUGAGGCUCAGCGACAUAUAGAGAACUGGUCGAGUCACCACCCCAAUCCGAGCACCAGUGCGGCGGGCAGCGUUCCGUCCCCGGCCUCCUUACCUCGGGCUAGUGAUUCGCAACCCUUCAAACACCCUCUCGAGGCCAACUCGGGAGCUUCCUUUGUACGCAAGCUUGGUCUGCGGAUUGACCCGGCUCGAGCACCACGCUUGCAUUUAUUUGCAUGGAAUGUCGGCAAGAGGAAAGAAGCGCCGGGGCUUUCGGUAUCAUCCCUAGAGCAAUUGACACCGCCGGCUUCGUCAAUUACCAAGCAUCUCUCGCAAGCUCAGAUGCUAGCGUUAACGAACAUAUAUUUCGAGAAAGUCCAUCCGUGCUACGAAUUCUUGGAGAGGGAGACGGUUCUUAGUGAUAUUGUCCAACGAUGGUCGAAUCAGCAAUCGAUAUUUGAUUCCCCCGAGCAACCUGUUGACACUGUUCUCUGCGGGAUUGCAGCUCUGGCUUAUCUCUUUUCAAAUCGCCAGGUCGUCGAACACGAGGUAAAACUCGCUGAGGCCGCUCGCAUCCUUCUUGACAAAUCGGUACUAUGCGGGAGAACACCUUCUAUCUACAUAAUAAAGGGCUGGGUUCUACGAACUGCCUACUUGCGCAUGACAGCCUCUCCUCAUGCAGCAUGGAUGGCCAGCUGCACAUUGAUGCACCUAAUCGAGGCCGCAGGCCUACAUAUUGAAAACACAGACCCGGAAACAAUCAGUCUCGGCAACAAUACAUCUGGCGAGCCCCAAGCAACGCCAGGUGCCAAUCUUGGGAAGAGAAUAACCCAACCUCCAAAUGACCUCGAUAUCCGCCGACGCCUAUUCGGCAUGGCCCGACAUCUCAACACCUGGAUCUCCUUCGACCUAGGCCGCUCACGCGUCGUCCUCCACGGCGCAACCUCCCAAUCACCAACUCAUUCCACGACAGGCGGCGGCGGAGCAGAUCUCUUCCAGCUCCUCCCACUCUCCGAAUCCCUAGACCCAACAGGCCCAUCCCCACAAGAUCUACCAGAACUGGAAACCGCCCUGACAUCCGUCCUCAACCCGGUAUACACCGAACCCUCCCUAAUCCUUGUUCAAUGCAACCUAAUGCUCUGCAUCUACCGACGCGCCAGAGCCCUGAACCCCCACGCCCCGCUCAGCUUCCAGCUUCAAGAUCGAAUCCUGGCACUGGCAAGUCGCGCUCUGGCAGCAGCUAGAAAAAUGGUCGUGGAGACCUGUCCCUGGCACCAAGUUGCCAAUGUGCCGUUCCAGGUUGUCUGUACGCUGUUGGCGAUUGAUAAUCACGCCGCGCUGGCGGUGCUUCCGGAUGCGAUGCAGACGUUGCGGGAGGUGCAGGCGGCGUAUGAUACCAAUGUUAUGCGGGAGGCGUAUUCGACGGCUUAUUUGCUUGUUGCGAUGCAUCAGCGGAGAAAGGAGGAUGAUACUCGAGCUCUGGCGGAGGUCAUGAGGGCAAAUGCCUCUGCGGCUGUGCAGGAUGUUUCUCGGAGAAGCGGGGGCGAUCAGGUUGGUGGACAUGAGAAUGGGACUGAAGUCCAGGGGGUUUCGUUGCUGGAGAUAGAGUCGCAGAAUGUACAGACUCAGACCCAGACACAGGCGCAGGCGCCAGCGCAGCAGGAUGCGACCCCUGUUUUCGAUGCGGAGCUGUCUUGGUUGGGCGAUUUGGUAAUUGAUAUGCCGUCGCUACAGAAUUUUGAUCUGGAUCAGUUUCUGUUGACCGAUGUGCCGUGGCCGCUGCCUGAGAUGGGAAUUUGA
This is a messenger RNA of Penicillium argentinense, 1983 nucleotides long. Its product is annotated as putative C6 transcription factor. Lineage: Eukaryota; Fungi; Ascomycota; Eurotiomycetes; Eurotiales; Aspergillaceae. Gene Ontology annotation, biological process: response to xenobiotic stimulus; DNA-templated transcription; regulation of DNA-templated transcription. Bases 1 to 1983 code for a protein of 660 amino acids. The record is from RefSeq and is a predicted model, not a curated record. The transcript has a single exon. Gene Ontology annotation, molecular function: zinc ion binding; DNA binding; DNA-binding transcription factor activity, RNA polymerase II-specific.